Ascochyta rabiei is the source of this 2454-nucleotide messenger RNA. RefSeq lists its product as uncharacterized. Bases 1 to 2454 code for a protein of 817 amino acids. The transcript has 4 exons. Gene Ontology annotation, biological process: glycoprotein catabolic process; protein quality control for misfolded or incompletely synthesized proteins; protein deglycosylation. Gene Ontology annotation, cellular component: nucleus; cytosol. Lineage: Eukaryota; Fungi; Ascomycota; Dothideomycetes; Pleosporales; Didymellaceae. The record is from RefSeq and is a predicted model, not a curated record. Gene Ontology annotation, molecular function: peptide-N4-(N-acetyl-beta-glucosaminyl)asparagine amidase activity; carbohydrate binding.
AUGCACAAACUAAUUCAGCUCUCAAUACUUGUGCCCGUAGGGGCUGUAGCUGCUCAGGAUGUAGACUAUGCGCAGUUCGUAAAUCCGUUCAUCGGAUCAGAAGGCGCCAUCUCGGGCUACGCUUAUGGAGGUGGUGAUGUCUUUGUUGGAGGCGCUGUGCCAUUUGGAAUGGUCAAGUUAGGACUCGAUACCUACGAAGAGCCUAUCAAUCAGAGCGCACUGAACGGUGGAUGGACCCCGCAAGGUUACGUGACUGGGAUCAGUCUUAUGCACGAAUCCGGGACUGGAGGUGGACCAAAAUACGGAUUUCCAGCCCAGAUGCCCUUGACAGAGAUUGACGGAGAUGUGAACUUGCUGGACAAUCGGACGUACUGGCAAAAACGAGUUGGCGAGGAUAUCGCAAGCGUAGGCUACUUCCGCACAGAGCUUGAAUCCGGCGUCACUGUCGAGCUGUCAGCGUCCCGUCAUGCCGGACUACACCAUUACACAUAUCCAUCUACGUCCGAGACGCAUAUCUUGGUAGACUUCUCGCACUAUCUCCCCCAUCCAACACGUUCCUGGGACUCUCAGUUCUACACUGGUGGUGAAAUUGAAAUUCAACCAAAUUCAAGUACUUAUACUGGUCACACUUCGGUCGCAGGAGGCUGGUGCAUCGGCGCCCCAGUGACCGUGUACGUAUGCGGGGAGUUCGACACACCUCCUAGCGAAACAAAGGUUUUCAAAGGCAAAAACACGUUUCCUGCCAGUCGUCACUUUCGAAGCUUCAACAAUGCCACGACUCCAUUCCCUACUUUUACGGGGACGACGGCUCGCUCUGGGCCGCUGAACGACCGUGUUGGUGCUAUUUUCUCCUGGAGCAACGUCACAGAAGUCAAUUCUAGGGUCGGAAUAUCUUUCAUGUCAGUUGACAAAGCGUGUGACUACAAGAACGCCGAGUUGUCAACAUGGUCCAUCGAAGACACGAAGCAAAAGGCACGCAAUGAAUGGAACCGUGACGUCUUCUCCAAAAUUCGUGUUGACACAUCAGCAUCAGCGAACAAGACACGACUGGCUUUGUUGUACUCAAGUUUGUACUUCAUGCACCUCAUACCGAGCGAGCGUGUAGGCGAGAACCCCCUCUGGGAGUCCGAAGAGCCGUAUUGGGACGAUUUUUACACCAUGUGGGACCUUUUCCGCAACCAGGUCUCCCUCUGGCACCUCAUACAGCCAUCAUACUAUGAAUCGAUGCUGAGGGCUUUGGUUGAUAUAUUUCGUCACGAAGGCUGGGUCCCUGAUGGGCGCUCGGGCAACUACAAUGGCUUAGUGCAAGGUGGGUCUAAUGCUGACAACGUACUUGCCGACGCGUAUGUUAAAGGCCUUCGAGGAAAUAUCAACUGGACAGAAGGAUAUGCGGCAGUAAAGAAGAAUGCUGAAAUUCUACCUUACUUUGACGAGAAUCCAGUCGACCCGCAAGGCUCGCUCAAAGAAGGCCGCUCGGCACUAGACGAUUGGAUACCGCUUGGCUACGUCUCCGCAGACCGCAACUCCCGCGCCGUAUCAAAGACAGUUGAGUACUCCCUCAACGACUUCGCCGUCAGCCAGAUCGCAGCCGGAGAAUCUCCCGGGGAGCGCGACCUGUACCUGCAGCGCUCAGCAGGCUGGCAGCUGAGCUGGGAUCCCUCAGCCACCUCACGCAACUUCACAGGCUUCGUCGUGCCACGCUUCUCAAACGGCACCUUUGACAAAACCUACAACAUCACAAACUGCGGCGACUGCAACUGGUCCGACGAGAGCUACGAAGGCACCGCUUUCGAAUACUCCUUUGUCAUCCCCCAUGAUGUUGCCCGCGUAAUCGACCUCAUGGGCGGGUCAGGCCACUUCGAAUCGCGCCUCGACUACGUCUUCCAACCCAACACGUCCGGCGUCGACCUAGGCGUCAACGGCUUGGGAAUCACCACCAUCAACAACGUCGCCAACGAGCCGGACUUCGGCACGCCGUACUUGUACAACUACCUCAACAAGCAGUGGAAGAGCGUUGAGCGCACUCGUCAGCUGGCCAAUGAUUUCUACUUCAACACUAGCAGCGGGAUACCAGGCAACUCCGAUGCCGGCGCGCUGAAUUGCUGGCUGGUUUGGCAGAUGUUGGGUCUGUAUCCAGUGGUUACGACGCCCGUCUAUCUUCUGGAGAGUCCGUGGUUCUCGGAUAUCAACAUCACAGUCAAUUAUGACAAGACGCUGCGGAUCAGAGCUGAGGGUCUGGAUGACGGGAAUGGAAAGCAGGGGUAUUAUGUCCAGGGUGUGAGUAUCAACGGGCAAGUGUGGGAUAAGAAUUGGUUUGAACAUGAGGAUGCGGGGGGUAUCAUGACUGCGGGCGGGGAGAUUGUGUUUACGUUGGGUAACGAGCAGAAAGUGUGGGAGACGGGUGAUCUACCUCCGAGUCCGGGUCAUGUUGAGCUGGAUGUUGGGGCAGGUUAG